GCCAUUUUGGAUUUUGCGAGGGAACACUGCUUUCAUUUUGAUAGAGCAGUCUUCUUCUGUGGACUUAUGCGUGGAAAUGCGUCAUUGUCAUAGAGUUCUCGUCGUUAUUCUGUUUCAAGCGGUGAUAUUUUGAGAGGAUGAGUCGAAAUCGUGAGGGUCAAUGGAUCCAGGGUAAUUACAUCCGUCCUGGAGGAGCACAGAGAAGCCGAGUUGAAAUCAGUGACGAUGAAGACGAUGAAGUGACAGAAAUAAAACAGGUUAGGCUAAAAAUAAAUGAGUGGUAAAUAUAAAGUUACAUUUGUUAAAUAUAUGUUGAGCAGUUGAUCAGAAAAGAACCUGAAAAGAAUCAGGCGUGAUCAUGCAUGUCCAAGUGUGCAAUUUUUCGAUUCAGGUUCCUUCUAAGUUUUAGUGAAAUUGAAUGACUGACUGCCAGGAUCAUAUUUUUCAUUUGCUUGAUACAUUGCCGACGAUUACUAUGUUUGAUUUAUUUCUUAUAUGGGUAUCCAGUUGACAUAGAAAUAUCGCAACUUCUUUUUAUGAGGUCAUACCUGAGCGAACACCAGGAAUUCUAAUCCUUCGCUUAACCUUUGGAUAAUGAUUUGCACAUAACAUUAAAAUGGCUUCUGGUAUGGUCUUUCACAGAGCUGGAAAGAAAGGGCAAAUCUUGUCCAGUGCAAUUACACGUUACCAGCCCAGACGUACUGUAUUUCAUAUAACAAACAAAAUGUAAAGGCAAAUAAGUUUAUUUUGGGACAGCUUUGUGAGAACCAACCCUGCAAAGCUGAUAUGUAAAUACAGCAAUAGAUAAAUAACUAUUGUACAACACUCGUAAUCUAGCUUUCACAAACAGAAAAAACUGCUACAACUGGUCGAUCUCGACCUGUAUUCCCAAUUAAGCACACAGGCUUAGUGCCAGUUAGGCUGCCAGUUAGGCUGGGGAAAUAUAAAACUCUGACCAAUGAAUAACCAGGACACAGAACACUAUAGGAGCACAGAGGUAAAGCACGGAAAAAACUGGGAAUUAUCUUCACUAAUAUACUGGCAAAUUGCCAGUUAGGCUGCCAGAAAAGGCUAGAGUACAACAUUUAGGGUAAACAGAUGGCUAACGACCCUGGCUACAGGUUUGUAACAUUGCCAAUCUAACUGAAUCAAACUAGACUCAUAUUGCCACGUAAAGAGCAGCUGUGGGACAGCUGACCUAAGCAUACCGUAUUUCCUCGGUCAGCACUCGUUAACAUUCGUCAAAACGCCCUUUCUCCCCUUAUGAUUUUUACACAAGGUAGAACUGUUUUCUGCUUUUAUAUCACACUUAGAUGAUAUUUCAAGCUGGAAAUCAUUUAUGAAAGUGAAAGUCUCUUCAAAUUAAAAGAAAAAAAAUUGAUGUGUAGGGCAAGAGGAUUUGAACCGAUGACCUAAAUUGCCACUACACCACACUUAACAUCCACUAACCACUAGACCACUGAGGAUUUGUUGGAUGAUAAGGAAAUAAUAUUAAAGUACACAUAGCAUCAACCCCAACCCAACAAAAGAACCUAACCACUUUCGAAACAGUGCUUAACCCUAAUCAGUAAAGGAAGUGCUUAACCCUAAUCAGUAAAGCCAGUGCUUAACCCUAAUUAGUAAAGCCAGUGCUUAACCACAGUGCUUAACUGGCUAAUCCAAAACGAUAAGGAAUACUACAUUGUGUAAACUUCAUAAGGUGUCCAAGGGCCUUUCGACAGAUGUUAAAAAGUGCUGACCAAAAGGAAAAGCCUACAUUAUUAUAUGACUAUGAUUGUUGUUGUUAUAAUCUAGCAAAGUUCCAGUGAUACUGGAUGUAGUGAUAGGACAUCUAGAUUCAGAAUGAGGAGACAGAAAAGGGAAGCUGCUCCAGAAGUGAAGUUUUCUGGUAAGUCAGCCAUACAUCAUCAACAUUUAAAUUAUUAAUAAAUUUUUUACAGGUUUCAACCAGAUUAGGUUUUUGAAAACUAUCAAGAAAAAAUUUAAUUAAAAUGUAUUUGCUGCAAUGUUAUUGAAUGCAGGUGAUGAAGAAAUCAAUGAAGAGUGGGAGCAGUUACAGGUAAGCAUUAAGGGUAUGUUAUUGUGUUUCCAGUUCUUCUUUGUUAUUAUAAUUGCGAAAUUAAUAAGAAAUGGUAAUCUGGGUUGGCAAAUACAUUACAUUUGGCCUAGUCUAUGCCACAAAUUUGCUCUUGACUCCAAAGAAUUCGUACCGCAAGCUAUUCUGACUCCAGCUUUUAGCCCAAAAAUGCUCAGUAGAAUUUCAUCUACAUGUACAAGGUGAGAUGCAGUCUGCAAUGGAUGCAAGUUACCCUUCAGGCUGGUACUUGUCCUACAGUUAGCUUCCAUAGCAUGAAGUGAGUAGGAAUAUUUCUACCAGGAUCCAUAAUCUUGGUCAUUCAACUUAAACUGCAAUGAUCUUUUUAUUUCAUAACAUAUGAAACUCAGCUAUUUAUCAUUCCUUCUUCACUUUUCCCGGGUAUAUUAUGACACAAUUUAAUGACCAGCUCCCAGGUGGCUUGCCAGUUCCGUCGGUUAAAGUGCCUCAGCAGUCUCGUAGAGGUCAGGAUUCAAAUCCCGGCAAGCCUGCAUUUUUUCAGGCUUUUUUUUCUGAUGAUCUUCUUUGCAUUUAUACUUGUUAUAGUUAUGGAGUACAAGUAACCAUGUACUUUUGUUUUAACAGCAAGUGAUAAAGCUAAGCAAGCUUGAGGCAGAAAAACAGGAGGAGAGAAGGAAAAUGUGUGGCACUUUGCAAGAUGUGGUAAAUGGUUUUUGUUUGCUUUCUAUAUGUUGAUGUCUAGAACUUUUUACUUCACUCUGGAUCUGUCUUGGGAGAUGCAUUUCUUGGUCGCUAGUGUCAAACAACCUCUCCCCAUCUCCCCACGGCAUGCUGCCCCUCCAUGGCUAGGAGGCCAUGUAGGGACCAAGAAGCCUGUCACUGAAAGAAAUGUCUCAUGAAAGGUGUUUUCUCAUUUCUGUUCUGAACGUCAUCUGCAAAACUUAAUGAUGCUGUUCUUUGCGGUAAUGUCAUAACCUGUUGUAAUAAGUGACUUGCAUUUUGAAUGCUUUGUUUGUCGAUCAAGAGUCCAAAAAUCUUGACCAUGUUGGUGUCUCCUAGUUUACUCCUAUAGGUAUUCGUCUAAAUGUAUACCGGUAUAUAUGUUGUGGUCAAAAGUUAAUUCAGGUUGAAUUCUUUUAAGCUAUAGGUUGAUUCUCAAUUUCGUUUGUCUUCUAGCCCUAAUUCAAGAAUUAGUAGGGUUAGGAGACAAAGGGAAUUGAGAAUCAACCUAGGUUAAAACAUUUAACCUUAAUUUAAUUUUGACCUGUAACAUAAUUAUGUAGUAUGCUCCUAAAAAUUAUUUGAGGGUGGUAUGCCUAAUACUUCUCCUUUCAAUUUGCCUUUUAUAUGCUUUUAUGUUGAAAAGAGAGUGUCAUAAAUAGAUACAGUCACUUGGGCCCCAUUCUAUGCAGCUCUUCAGUUGAUUCAUGUUACAGAACCAUGUGGUAAUAUAAGAAUCCUGUGACUCAUGCACCGCUUUGAUUUGGUUUGUAGAUGAAUCUUCAAGUAGAAAUUGAACCACUGAACUCAAGUAGUUUGAAGAACCAAAACAAAAGAAACAAAACAGGUUCGUAGAGUUAUGUUAUGUCAAUAAACAUGUUGCUUCAGCAGUACAUACUCUUUGGUACAAGAAGCUUUCAUUUCAGCAUGGCCCAGUAGAAACGUAAUGAAAGUUGUAGUGGAACAAAAUGAGAAAUAAUAAUCUUGCCUGCUUUGUUUUAGCUGUAGGUAAUGAGAGAGAUCAGCGAGAAGACUCAGCAUCUCCAGAACUGUUUUCCACUCCCCCUGAAGAUCAAGGAAUCUCUGACAAUAAGGUCUUUAAUCAACAGACUGAUAUUUUUUUUCGGAAUUAAUUCUCACCCCACAAAAGAUAUACUGUGCAACUUUUUGUUGUGCCAUAACUGGGUUGAGCAUGAUCAUCUUGGUGAAGGUGGUCCUGACGUUUUGACAGUGCAGUAGUCAUCUUCACAGUCAAAGUCUGUUGUAUCACGUCAGUUGAUGGUAUUUAACUCUAGUUAUUGACAUGAUUGGCCAAUUAAGUCGUGAUGUUAUUGGUGAUCUGUCAGUUAAUUCAUGAUGUUAUUGGCUAUGAACACUCGAAAUGUCAUUGGUGCAUUUCAAUCCAACUAUCGUUACAGUUUAACGUACUUAUAAAUGACUUCUGGGAUCAAACCUUUCACAGUUUUUUGUUGUGUCUUACAUUGUAGGUUGAAGAAAAGGUUGAUAGUGAUGCAGAGUUUCCUGAUAGUCCUUCAUUACCGGUGAACAUGAGAUCACCUGAUGCUGGAAAUUCAUAUGACAGACAAAGGAAAGAACAGCUUUCUUCAACUGCACAACCAUCACAGUAAGGUUUGGGGCCGACGUAAGAACAAAUGAUGAUGAACCUUAUUCAUGAUACCCGCCAUCUUUACACACGUUUUAGGAUCAAUGGGAUAAAAGCAAUGUUGCGUAGCAUUUCAGAGGGAAAACAAGUGAUAAAAUUUGCCAAUACAAGCAACUGCGGUCGUAUUUGUUUAUUCUAUCAAAAUACAGUUGACUCCCGAUAAUUCGAACCUUCAAGGGAAAUAGCAAAAAGUUUGAGUUAUCAGGAGUUCGAGUUAUCGAGGGUAAAGUUAUAUAGAAAAUGAUCUGAAGGGAAAUGAAAACUGCUUCGAAUUAACGGAAGGUUCGAGUUAUAGGGGGUUCGAGUUACCGGGAGUCGACUGAAAGACAAAUGAAUUAAUAAUUAAUUCAUAUGUCUUAUGUGACAAUUAUUGUCUUGCAAAAAGUACCGUUCAAGUUUGAACAAAAAAUUUGCUACAUUUUGUUCGCUUUGACAACAUCUAUGGUGGCUACUGCAUCCAAAGCAGUAACAAUGAUCCUUUUCACCCAUAAUUAUCAUCUUUAAGAUGAAAUGUUCUUGAUUUUCUCUUUUCUAGAAUAAUACCCUCGAUUUCUUUCAAUUGUGGCAAAUCUUUUCACUUCCUUUUUUCACACACUUCUCCCGAAUUUGCACUAAUGUCUUUAUGGUUGACAAAGCAACAUCUUGCAACUCCCAGGAAAUGAAAAACCACUGUGAUGAAAGAUUGUUUUUAUAAAAGGUCUUGGUCUGGUCGUAUCUUUCCCUCCCUUUUAUUUUUCAUCACAAAUGUCAAUAAUGUGCCGCAUUGAUCAAUCAUAUCUAAAAUCUAAAGGUUCAUUAGAAGUGAAUAAACCAAAUGUCCCGUCAUGAAAGGAUUCAAUAGGACAAAGCCUAUUAUUGACCAGACUUUGUUGGUUGACCAGCCGUUAUUUCAAGCCCUGACUAUAUUCUAACAAGAGGGUUGGAAUAAAUCAGUGUAUAGGAUCUUAUUUAAAGACCCUUUGUCACUUUCCAUGAAUUAUGAAUCUCAUCUUAAAGUGAGGGCCCUUGGCUUGACUAUUACUUAACUAUACUCAGUAUAUAUCUCUAGUUAACUACUCAAAACCUUAUUUCCAAUUGCAGGCAGGAAAAGGACACCAAAAGAAAGUUCAAGUUGAGAAGAACCAGACAGGAAGAAUCUAGUGUGGUAAAUAAGAGAGAGAAAAUUGGUGGAGAUGAUGAGGAAGAGGAUGAUGAUGAUGAUGAUGAUGAUGCAAAAGUGACUGUGUUAGAAAAUGACAAGGAGAAACCUCAAAGUGAAAAUUUGGAGGUUGACAAAAACGUUUUACAUGGAGAGAAGCGCACACUGCAAUCAGUUAUAAAUGAUGAUGAUGAUGAUGUAACAGAUGAUGAAGACCCUAUUCUUUGUUUAAGAAAGAGAAUCUCUCUGAAGCGUCAGAAAUUAACACAAUUUUUGGAGGAUAGUGACUCUGAGGAUGUGAAAGAUGUGGCCAAGAGAGGUUCAAAAAGAACCUCUGAUAAACUGAGUGAUCCAAUACCCAAGAGGGUUGCUGUUGGUGAUUUUGAUAAGGAGAAAACAAGGAAGGACGAGAGUAUUUCUUCAAAGGAAAAACAGAACUCUUCACUUUCCAGUGCACAGCCUCCCAGUGUUCGCUUUUCAAGAGAGUACAAGAAACCAAAUUAUAGACCUACAACUGUGAAAGAAAUCAUGAAGGCAGAGGUUUAUAUUGCGCCUCCAGGAUUUAACAUUCCAUCAUACACUAAGCUAAUAAUCAGAAUGUUAGAUAGGUACAGGAAACGAUUGCAAAUUGCACAAUCCAAGGUUAAAGUUCGUCUCCCCUGGGGACACCCUGUAGUAGCUGGUAGUAACUCUAAAACUUUAGAACUGAGAAUGCCUGGAAAAGCUUCUGUUUUUUCUUUUCUCAGAGGAAUACCACAAGAUGGUAAGUUUCCUUUUACUACAAUUCAUACACAAUGGCUGUCAACUAUUUACAUGAGCAAACAUGUCGGUUCACAGUUUGGGUCAAUGGUAAGCAAAAUUCAGGACUGGUAAAUAUCGUCCCAGAAUUGCGUUUACCAUGUGUAAAAAUCAGUUCCAUUUACUGAAAAACGGUUGUGAAGACCUACAUACAAACUGGUAUCAAAGAUGGCCUUAGAAGAAAUGGAACGUGAAUUUCCGUUGGAAACAUUCUGUCUGGAGAAACAGUACUUCCUUAUCUGUUGCUCCUGGAAAUUUCGAAUGGAAUGAGCCAAAGAGUUGUGUUUCAUCAUUUUACUUUCCAACUGGUUUUUUCCCCCCUCCCCCACCCACUCCCAACAGGAUUUUGAGCAAUUAAAGCCUCUUGGUAAACAAUUUGAAAAUAAUAUUAAUUUGCCAACAACUUUUUCUUCUAAAUUGUAAGCCAAUGGUUGUCAAGUCAAGAUAUUAAAGCUCCAAAAACUGGAUGCCCUCCUGCCUGAUGCACGGGCUGAAGGUGAUACUGUUGUGGACUAGAAUCCUCUAUACAGGGAAUUAGCAAUACUCCUGGUGCUUCAUGCUAGUGAAACCUGGAUUAUUUCCAGCCAUCUCUUAGCUGGAGAUGCCAUAUUACACCUUUAACUUUACCAUUAUUAAGUUAGUAAAGCCGGAGCCAUCACACUAACUGUUAAAAAAUAUAUAUAUACAUACAUAUUAUUGACUUGUCUAGUUUGGAUUGUUGUUCAUAAAAGUAGUCGCUUUCUCCUUGAACACAGUUAGCAAUGGAGAUUACACUACCUCGGCUGGGAGCUGAUGACUAAGACUUACUUGGUGAUGUAUCCAAGGUGCGCUUAGAUCACCUGACCCAAACGUUUUGGCCGCGUGGAAUAAUGAGGCCUAGGGACUGGGUGUGAAAGGGUUAACUUUCCAUGCUUUGAAUAAAAAUGUAAUCUUUAAGAUUUGUGACAAAGACACAUCUAAUUUUUUCUUUUCAUUUUCUGCAGCAACUGGCACAAGUGUUAAAAAUAACUCAGAUUCAGAUGUUUCCUAUAAGAGAAGAACUUUGAGAAGUUCUGCAAAACUGACUACUCAAGCAGCUACCAGUACAUCGACUAGCACAACCACACAUGAAACAUCCUAUAAAGUAGACAGUGAUAGUGACGGUGAUGAAUUCCUGAAAGCUUAUUUGGAUGAUGUGCGACCAAAACCUUCUGUUAUUAGGUCAAGUAAGAAAGCCAGUCAUGCGACAAAAAAUGACAGUAGUUCUGCUAGUGUGUCUGCAGAUCAACAAAAUUUACGACCUAAAGAUGAUGAAAGAUCGUAUGUUAAAAAGGAAGUGUCAAGUAAGUCUAACAUGGGACUUACAAAUGAUGGCAAAACAACAAAAUCGCAUGCUCCAAUUAAAACUGGAGAUACCAACAUAUCUCUGCAAAAUGGUAAUUCAGAUGUCUUAUUUGGCACUGGUGUUAUUUUGGAUGCUAAUGCAAGUGAACUACAGUCCAAUACAUUUGGUGCCUCAGUUAAAUCACCUGGGAAAGAUAAUAAUGCAAAAAAAGAUUUCAAAACAAGUGAAAGUAAAGUCAAAGAUAAAAAGGAAGGAACAAAAGAGUUAAAUCAGCCGGACAAUCAGACAAACAAAGGUGAUGCAAUCUCCAUGGAAGUUGAUGAAAACCAAGCAGACAACAUUCAGCCUUCAAAACGCAGAAGUAUCCUGCGUCCUUUAGAUGAUGAUUCAACUGAUGAUGAAAGAGACAUGUCUCAGCCAAUUGUUUCGCUUCAUCGUACAAAAGGAGACACUUCAGUUGAUGUUGAUGGUUCUUCAUCAAAGGAAGAAAAGGGCAGUAAAUUAGGAGAGUCUGUUGUAGAUGCUGACAAUGUUGCCCUACUAGACUCUCAAUCGAUACUGACACAAAGUGGAUCUCAAGAGAACCUUGGAAAAAGUGUUCUUGACACCUUAACCACUGAAAAUCAAGGUGUUUUGGAGCCAGAGUUACUCUCCAAUAACAGUUCGACAGAAGGGUUUACAUCAACCACAAAAAGGACAGUUAAGAGGGAAGGUGACAGUCUCAUCAUUGAUUUGGACAGUGAAGAUAGCCAGAAUGCACAACAAAAACGUUCUGAGGCAGCAGAUAAAGCAGCUGCAGCAGCAGAAAGAAGACAGCGGCUGUUGACCAGAGGACAACCACCAAGAGAUGCCCUGUCAUCAAGGUCAUUAUUGAGCAUUGUUAUUGGUUGAUGUUUAGACAAAUUGUUUGUCUGUGAUAGUUCUCUAAUCACUGUUAUUAUUCAUUCAAAAUAUUUUGUCAUUUCUGAUUGGCUCCAAUCCCCCCACUUAAUUCUUUAUAACCAGCUGGUGCUCACUAUAUUUGGAAAUUUAAGGCAAUAACCCAUUGAUUCAAUGGUAUGGACUAGAAGUUGCUGCAUCCCCACGGGUUAUAAGUUAGAAGUCUGUAUGAGGGGGUUGGGGGGGGUCAACAAUUUGAAGGAUCAAUACUUUAGCAAGCCACUGUUGAGGGAAGGAAAAAACAUGAGUUUUUUAUUAGUGUCAGUAUUGAAUCAUAUUGUCAUGUCAUGUUUUAGCUCUUUCGCUGCCUCCUCUGUGAACAAAGAUGAUGCACAUAAGGAAUCGACUGUUGAGUGUCCUCUUUGCUAUCGUCAUUUCCCUUCAUCUGAGAUACAAACACAUGCAUCAGACUGUCAAGGCCCACCCUCACCUCCCCACAAGGCAUCAUAUUCACAAACCCAGAGGGAGAUGGCUGGUACAUCAGGUGUGACAAGGUGAAUGUCUGGAUAUUUUGUACUGUUUGCCAUGUGGAUGUGCAUCAGACUGGAAAACACAUGGAAACAAUGAAUUCUGGCCAUUGUAUACUGAAUGUUUUAAUCUCUACAAAGCAGGGAAGUAAGCAGAUACUGAGAGUGCUAUAAAGCAAUGUGUUACUCCUGCUUUGAUGUCCUCUCUUAAUUGUGGAUGCAAGUGUAGCUAAAGUUCCUCGUAACCUAAGCUGUUAACUAUAAUUGUGUCUAAAAACCCUUUCUCUCCCAAACUCAGCUACGAAGCUGACAUGUAAGUAGGUUCGAUUUCCGCCGUCUCCCGGGUCCGGUCUUUGAUCCUCUUUUGGCGAAUGAGUGCGGGCUCAUUUUCCCGAACAGCGGCUGGUAAUCGAGCCUAACAUGUAAGGUACAUUUAACUCUAGACAAACUCUGAUCAUUCAGAUGACAACUCUUUAUCUGUUCUUUUACAUAGCCGUAUUUGUUUAGUAUGCUUUGUAACGUUGUAGUGUCAUCUUUUACUGUACAAAACGGUUCUUUAGCGUGGUAACAUUUGAUUUGCUCUAUUUGCAAACUAGAUUGCAAAAUUUACAAAUAUUGAUUGUUGGUUUCCGGUCCUUUUGGGAGUAAAGGGGCUUGAGCAAAUUCAAAUUUUCCAACAAAUGUCUAUUAAUAAUACAAUGAGAAUAAUACAUGAGAAUAAGUGAAACAAAUUCUCUCAACUAGUUCUUCAAGGUUAUGUAUGGAAACCAGUAUGGAGAAUUUGUAUGUGGGUAUUGAAGCUUGAAGGGUUAACCAAGAGUAAGCUGUCAGUCAUUUCUGAAAAUAGCGGAUAAGUGAGUUUAUUUAACGUAUUGUGACAACUUGAAUGAGCAAGUUUUCAUUAAAUCAACAAGAAAUUUGCUCAUUCAAGUAGAUCAAAAGUAUAACCAUUCUGAACUUAGGCUGCUCUUUUUCAGUCCUGGUCCCUGUGCAAUUUACCGAACUUUAUCUGGUGAAAGAGGCCAGUUAAAAAACCUGAAAGUUUUCCUUCAACGGUCUCCAUUGGCUGAAAGGAAGAUUCUUGAAAAAGCUAACCAACCACCAGAAUCAGGCAAGAAAAAUCUUGAUUUUGAAAAGAACGUUUCUCCUUCUGGACAGACUGGAAAAAUAGGAAAGUUUAAAGGUUUUCAUCAGAGUUCUGCUGAGGGGGCGAGAAAACAUACCAGGACAACAAGAGCAGCCGUAAGAACAGAAUCAGAGAGUGAACGGAGUGGAUAUGAGAGAGAAGUAGAUGAGGAGGUCUGCAGCUGGCUUGAUUCAUCAAGGUCUUUAUCAGUUUUUUUCUUUCUACUUUUAGCUGUAAUAGAAUUAUGACCAUAGAGUACUAUGUUGGUCGCAGUGAACUGGGUGCUACUUUUCUUUUCUAGGGAGCAGAGAAGAGACAGCUUGACUAUGAUAGUUGCCAGUGGGGAUUAUAGUAUUAGUUGAAUUAUGGAGACGUCUAAAUACGUAAAAUAGUUUAAUCCUUCCCUACUGAUCCCUUAACGUUACGAUAGAUGACGUAUGAGUAAAAUAGAGGACCUGUUCAGCCUGCAAACAAGCUCUCCGGGACGCUCUGGCGACGGGGCGGGAAAAGGAAGUAGAGCUUGCAACUGCCUCUCUGGGAUUUGAAUAUCUGCGUAGGAAAAGUCGAUGCGAAAUGCUAAUUAGUGGAGAUGACGUUAGUAAUGACGUCAUUACCCUUGGUACGUGUUUUUCAAUUAUUGUUUACAUUCGUGCUCGUAUCCGCUUCGCGCUGAUUGGUGGAAAUCUGACAGCUCAGUCGGCGGGGAGCCACAGGGGAAUUGGAGGUAAAAUUCAAAUUCCAGAGAGGCAGUUGCAAGCUCUCCUUCUUUUUCCCGCCCCGCCGCCAGAGCGCCCGGGAGAGUUUGCUCGCAGGUAAGACCUGUUAGGACAUACCAUCGCCCACCCUCACUGCAAGUGAGGCAAAAGUUUAUAGCAAGACCCGUGUGCAGAGGCGUGUGUAAGAGAAUAGAGAGCUAAAGCAACGACGACGGCAACGAAAACGUCAAAAAGCAAUAGAUUUAGAUUAGCAAAACUACAACUUUGCACGUGCAACCCACUUUUUGUACAUUUCUUUGCCGUCACUGCGCGAGUACGACGUGAAAGGUCCUUAUUUUAUAUUACGUUUUGUGGAGGACAUGAACCUUCACGUCCUUAUUUUUCUUUUCCUGAACGUUGAUAGAGCCUGGUACAAUUUAAUUCCAGAAAAAUUUGCCAACAUUUGACGAACUGAGCGAGAUGAAAUAAGCGCGAUAAAGUUUGAAGCAGCGCGACUUGACUUUUUAAGUGACCUUUUCCAAGCGGUCGCCGUCGUUGUUGCUUACGGUCCCUAAUGAUACAAAUCAGAAAAGUUUACCAAACUUUUAACGUGAUGUUACACGGGACGAUUCGCAACGACGAUUUUUAGCGCAACACGUCGUUGCAUUGAAACGAUGUCGCAACAAUGUUGUAACGCUGUGUUGCGCUAAAAAUCGUCGUUGCCCAUCGUCACGUGUGACAUCACCUUUAGUCUCAUGUGCAUCCGCUCUGGCCGGAGUCACGUAUGCGCGGAGGAGACUACCAUGCUUUUUGACAGGAACCCAUUUUUUGCAAAUUUAAUGUGUUGAAUUGCAUUGUGGGACCAAUUUGGACCCAAAUAACAGCCAAUAGGGAGCUUUAGUGACGAGGACGGCGUCGGCAACGAGAACUUCAAAGAAGUAAUAGGUUUAUUACGCAAAGCAACAACUUUGCACGUGUGGCACACUUUUUGGUACAUUUCUUUGCCGUCACUACACGACCACAACGUGAAAUUUCCUUAUGCGGCGUUCUAUGAGAAUAAACACACGACGGUGACAGUUUUCUUUUUCUCUCUAAACUUGGGUGCGCUUCACAAGAAAAUCUGCCUACAUUUGACAUUUUAAGUCAGUUGGAAUAAACCUAGCAAAGUUUGAAAAAACGCGAAUUCAUUUUAACGGUGUUGUUUGCGCUACCGUCGUCGUCAUCGUAGUUGCCAAAGCUCCGUAAUAAAAGAAGCGAUUGCGUCGCUAAAACAUUUCCAUAGUGCAGUUCGAUACACACCGACCCGGUCUAACGCACAGCCUGAAAAUGGCAGUUAUAUUAGGCAUUCUUUUUCUCUUUUUGAGCAAAUUACUACAGAAGGAAACUCCAGGAUUCCCCUCAUCGCUUUUCUAUUGAAGAAAGGAAUCCUAUAAUCUGAUUAAGACAAUUUUAUUUCAAAGUUCCCUUGGUAAUUUGCAUUGCUUGAAAACAUUUUUCUUCUUUGCACAACUAGGUUAAUAUAUGAGUAUUUUUGUUAUCCGUUUUGCUAAUAUAUAAUGAUUUAAAGGGUUGGUUCCACAUUUUAUAUAUAUAUAAAUAGACAAAGAAUUGGAUACCUCAAUUCAUAGAUAGAAUUAUAUUUUUUAUUAUUGGUCAAAGUUUAUGCUCAGUUAAUGACGUUACUCAGUCACCAAAGUUAUUGUUGGUGUUAUAAAAAUUAUUUUUUCAGAGUUAUCCAGUUGUUCGUUUAUCGUUUGUCUCGCGAUAGUCACUGUUAUUGACUGCGAACUGGUCUAUUUGUAAACAGCCUCGACAUUUUUAUCUACACGAUUCUUCAGAUAGGGCUAACUCAACAUUUUUAUGUACACGAUUAUUCAGAAAGGCGCCUUUUAUUCACCAGCCAUUUGACACAACCGGCCCGGUUUGACUCGUAAAAAGUGCAAACAAAUUUAGUUUUAUUUUCCCCCGGGCCUCUCCCCUGGAUUCGCCACUGCAUUUAGUGUCUUGAAUAUAGUGUGUUUUUGGACCGGAAACCCUUAAGGGAGUGAGAAGGUUAGCGAUGAGUACAAACAAUAUUUUUCCCCCAAAAAUGAUAAUCUAUUCCCAUGAUCGUAUUGUAAAAAAUUACUUUAUUCCGUAUGCGAAACGAACUGAGUCGGGGAUUUGAGCGCUGCCCGCGCGGGAAGCGGGAUUCCCCAAAAUCCUGGCCUGGGACGCGGAUUGGGAAAGAAAACAGUGUUCAGGAUAGAAAUGGUAGAAGUUCGAGAAUUCGGGAUUGUCGUGAAAAGGGAGCGGGAAUGAGUGAUCAGGACUCCCCAUCCAGAUCCUGUCAAGUAGCUAGAGCUGUUCAUUAAUUUUUCUUUUGUUGUUUUUAUUCUAUUCAGUCCCGAGAAAAAGAGGCCCCAGAAGACAUAUGGAGGUAAAAAGAUUUUAUUAAUCAUAUGCAUCAUACCGAUUUGGUGGACCACCUAUUGGAUUGUUUAAUUGAUUGACUGAAAAAACGUGGGAUAAAAAGUUUAAGUAAUAAAUACUAAUGAAAAAGUCUUGUUAUGUUCCCAGAUAAACUAGAAAACUAUCAAAGCAGGGAACCCAGAUUAUCCCUUGAAAAUCUUUAAGAAUAAAUUUUUCUUAUUUGCAAGCCCGGCUUUCCGUAGUGUAAUCCUAGAAUGACCCUUGUUGCAUCGUUUGUGGCUUGUGCUUUCCACUCGGAAACUUUUUCUUCUGUUAGUAAUAUACUAGUAAGUCAUCAAGCAAACCAAGUUCUUUCAUCUCUUUAAAGGAAAUACCUCAAAACCGUAUGGUGACUACAUUCCCCUCGAAACGUCCAGACAAAGUGACGAUGAUAGAAUAAUUAAGAGCAGCUCUUCCAAAUCACACGAAGAAAACCAAACGACAAGAAAGGACGAAAUAGAAUCGUGUAGCAGCUCAUCUGACGGGGAUGACGAUGCGCUUAUGGUGCAGUAUGGAGCACAACGCGUGUCCCGGCGACAGAAAAAAGGAUCCAGGAAAGAAGAAAAACAAGAAACAGACGAAAACGAACUGGCACUCGAGCAGCUUGGUGGAUGGAAGAAGAAGCGACCGCUCUCGUCAUCGAAAAGCUCCAAACCCAGAAAGUCUCGGCGGCUGAGAGAUUCUGAUAGCGAAGACAGCGAUGAGUCAACAAUUCUUUGUGCCAUGUGUGAAGAGAGAAUUCCCAAGGAGAUUUAUGAGAAACAUGCUGAAGAGGAGCUGGAGGCGAGGAAAAGGACGGGGGGUGCUCCUCGAAAGGUGGAAGGUUGGUUCACGUUACCUCGUGUUUCUUUUCCAUGGUCGCUCUGCAUCCCCGCUCUCGAAGUAAGAAAAGAAAAAGGAAGUCGUUGUCUUGUGUUAACGUCCUCCACAAAACGUGAAAUUAGGCAGUUUCACGUCGUAGUCGUGGAGUAAGGGCAAAGAAAUGCAAAAAAAACGAGUGAUGCACGUGCAAAGUUGUUGUUUUGUUUAUCUAAAUCUUUUGUUUUUUUGCCGUUCUCGUUGACGUCGCCGUCGUCGUUGCUUAAAUUCCCUAAUACUUUAACUUAGCACCUUGAUAAUUAGGCAGCUGUAGCAAACAAUGAAGGCAGCGACAUCGAAAAUGACAUCAGUAAGUUCACUGAGGGCCUACGAUGCUCUAGGACACCUUCGGUGAUUAGAUAUAUUCUGCUCAAAGUUUCGGACAUUUGGAAACAUUUGGCCCUGGCGUCUGCAUUAGUCUGCGACGUUUAGAUUCUGAGACCAGGACGACUACGAGAACGACAUUGUCUCUAAAGCAAGAAAAAAAAUUCUAUGCUUAGGUCUUUGUCUAGCUACAUUUUUCAUUUAUGCAAAUUUAGAGUACUGCUUUUGAACUCGCAUUUAUUUCCAUUCCUUGAUAAUGGCGUCUGAGGUCGCCGAAACGUCGAAACAUUAUUUCUUUACCUUUUACAUGUUUAUGUUUCUCCAAAUCAUUAUUAAUUAAAAAAAUAUCCGUUUUCAAAAAUAUUGGGAUGUGUUUUGGUGCACACAAAUACCUAUUACAUGUGGAGGUAUAGGCUCAACGGAGGAAAAAUUCCGUUUUUUUUUUUCAAAAACGUCAUAUCCGCCGGAUACUUGUGGACGGGGUCUGAGUGUGUUUCUGUCCAAAUCUCUGAUUUUAAGUGUUGUCUAUCUCCAUCCACGUCUCAGUUCUAUUUUUCAGCUCUUGCCGUUUGUUGUUUUGUUUCAGUUGUUACGGCGAAAGAUUCAAGUAGAGAAGGCGGCAGGAGUGACCACAGAAGGUAAAUAUACUCUAAUUUAACUUGUUUGAUUUAAUUCCGAAAGUGCCCCUCUUUCCUCCUCCAUUGCUUCCAGUCGGUGGUUGUUUGAAAACAAACUGUGAAUGCCACGUCGGAGUGGAAUAAAACACAAAAAUUGGGUUUAAUCAAUUGAUAGGAUUUAAUCAAGCGUCAAUUUACCACAUUUUUAUUAAAAAGACACAGAAGGUGUUGUCUCGAGUGCACACUCAUGUAUGGGGGCAUCAUUACUCAUUCCUUCACUACUUGUAAACUGCACCUUAAGCAGUCUGGCAAAGUCCCCCAACCAGUGUUGUAAAUUAUCCCUGAAAAGCCCUGAGGGGAGUGGAUAAUAAGAUAUUUACAAUUUACAAUUUAGUGCUAUUCCUUCAUCAAAGAGAUGAAAGCUGUACUUUCAAUUGGUACUAUUUACUUGGUAUGUAGUUCUGAUGACUCUGUGUAUGAAACCCUGUGGUGGGAUCAUUUCUGCAACAAUGACUCGACAGUACUGUUACAUGAUUCUAUUUGUUUCAAAGUUUUUAAAAAUAAUCUGAUUUUAUUUGCAAUUUCAAGUUGGGAAAAUGUUGGCUAACUUUGCAUGAUUGUAACCAGCGACUUAGAUAACACAACUACCUUAUAAAGCCGUUACUGUAUCACAUUUUAAGGGUUGGUAGACAAGAAAGGACAGACUUGGUUGUCAGGACAGACUUGGUUGUCCCCUUACAAAGUUCCGGAGCAGAAUGCAGUGAGGUCGACGAUAAUGAUGAUUUUGACUGGGACGCUGUUAGUGAUUCACCAAUCAAGUGCUUCCAGUUUACAGAAAAUUGUACCAGUGGCGUGGACUUCCAGAAUCAGUUUGAACACCUCAAAAAGGAGAAGGGCGGCAGGAGGCGGGGAAAUCAAGAGCGAUAUAAAGGGUCGGAUCCCCGUAGGGGUUAUGGACAGUACGAUAACCGUGGGGAGUACGGAAGUUCCGGUGGAAGUUCUAAUAAAAGGGGACAUUGUAGAGGAUCGUAUAAUAAAGUUUACGGACGUGGCCGUAGAAAAAAAUACAGUGGGAAGUCAAGGGGAUACCGCGGCGGCAAAAAAUAA
Messenger RNA from Porites lobata, 16283 nucleotides. Lineage: Eukaryota; Metazoa; Cnidaria; Anthozoa; Scleractinia; Poritidae. The record is from the annotation of a GenBank genome assembly.